Budorcas taxicolor (takin) is the source of this 1319-nucleotide messenger RNA. It is a transcript of the gene ANKRD10, whose product is annotated as ankyrin repeat domain 10. Lineage: Eukaryota; Metazoa; Chordata; Mammalia; Artiodactyla; Bovidae. The transcript has 6 exons. Gene Ontology annotation, molecular function: protein binding. Bases 87 to 1319 code for a protein of 410 amino acids. The record is from RefSeq and is a predicted model, not a curated record.
UUGUGCUCGGACGGCGGCGGUGGCCGCUCGGGUCCUCCCUGAGACGUCUUCUCUGCUCGCCAGUCCGCGCUCGUCCGUGACGGACCAUGUCGGCGGUGGGAGCGGGCGCGGGUGUGGAAGCGGGCUUCUCCAGCGAGGAGCUGCUGUCGCUCCGCUUCCCGCUGCACCGCGCCUGCCGCGACGGGGACCUGGCCGCGCUCUGCUCGCUGCUGCAGCAGACGCCGCGCGCCCACCUGGCCGCCGAGGACUCCUUCUACGGCUGGACGCCGGUGCACUGGGCCGCGCACUUCGGCAAGUUGGAAUGCUUGGUACAGUUGGUGAGAGCAGGGGCCACCCUGGACGUCUCCACCACCCGUUACGCACAGACCCCAGCCCACGUUGCCGCUUUUGGGGGACACCCUCAGUGCCUCGUCUGGUUGAUCCAAGCAGGAGCCAGCAUUAACAAACCGGACUGUGAGGGCGAGACUCCUGUUCACAAGGCGGCUCGCUCUGGGAGCCUGGACUGCAUUAGUGCCCUGGUGGCUAACGGGGCUCAAGUCGACCUGAGAAAUGCCAGUGGCCUGACGGCAGCAGACAUUGCUCAAACCCAGGGUUUCCGAGAGUGCACCCAGUUUCUCUUGAACCUCCAGAAUUGUCAUCUGACUCGUUUCCAUCACAAUGGCACCUUAAACGGAGGCCAUCCGAGUAUAUUUCCUAAUCACAUUAGUGUGGGAACAAACCGCAAGAGAUGCUUGGAGGAUUCGGAACCCCUUGGAGUGAAGAGAGCGAGAACCGCAGCCCACAGUCUGGAUGAGUCCAUGCCGCUCGUGAGUGGUGAGGCGGAAGACGACCCCGACAAGAUGCACGUGGACAGAGAGCUCGUCACAGAUACGAAAAACAGUAGCUCCGUAUCGAACACACUGACAAACGGCUGUGUCGCCAGUGGACACUCGGACGUCCGCUCCACGGCGCGGCCCGGUGGGAUGGAGAGCAGCAGUGGCCCGUCCGCAGGCCUCAACGGAGUCGGCGCUGGCCGAGCCCCAGGGCCGCCUUUCCCGGGCGGCCCGGGCUCCGCCGGCGCUAACGGGACUGAGGAGCCGGAAAGCAGCCCUCCCGCCAGCCCGGAGACGUGCGGCUCUCUGCACCUCGACGGGAGCCCGAGCAGCUGUGUGGCCCCCAGGCCGUCCUGGGCGGAGGAGAGCCUGCGCUACGGACACUACCACGGCUUCGGGGACACGGCCGAGAGCGUCCCCGAGCUCAGCAGCGCGCCGGGGCACGCCGGCCGCGUGCCGGCGGAGCAGGGCCACCACGGCGCCGCGCACCUGCCGCACGGCCCCUAG